This is a messenger RNA of Penicillium maclennaniae, 2733 nucleotides long. RefSeq lists its product as uncharacterized. Gene Ontology annotation, molecular function: protein binding. Bases 1 to 2733 code for a protein of 910 amino acids. The transcript has 2 exons. The record is from RefSeq and is a predicted model, not a curated record. Lineage: Eukaryota; Fungi; Ascomycota; Eurotiomycetes; Eurotiales; Aspergillaceae.
AUGGCCGACCCUUCCAUCCCUGAAACGCUGAACAGCGUCUUUGAUGCUCCCCUCAAGGACCGAUAUGACCCUAGAGUCCUGGGCCACGAUUCCGACAGCGAGGCCAUCGCAAAGAUCGCCAGUGCCGAUACUUCAUAUACCACCUUUGUCGCCGAGAACGCUCGCGCCAUCCUUGAAUCGCCGGGCGACGGCUUGACUGUCAAGCAAACACAAUCGCAAAUCCUGCACAUUGGUCUGGCAGCAUUGUUCAGUUUCCUGCAGUCAAACGUCACUGGACCUCCGCUGGUUUUCAGCUCAGCGGAGACUGUGCUUCCGACUGCUCUCCGAAGCGAUGUCAAGGUCCUCGGUGCUGUGCGGGCGAAGGUCAUUCGUGAUCUCACCGUUGAUGGUGAGGCCGCCUACAAGCUCACACCCAACUCGGAACUUUUCUCAGUCGCCAAGGCUCUGCUUGUUGAUGCAAGCACCGACGACUCGGUUGUUGCGAAGACGGCUAGAAUGCGUGUCAACUUCCUUCACCAGAAGAUGCUCUCCGAAGUCACAAGCACAUUGCAGGAUUCCAUCUACAAGGACGUGGAAGCUUUGAACAAGGCGGAUUUGACUCCUGAUGAAAAAGGGCGUUUCUUAUUGGAGCGCGCAAUUAUCAACACCCACCACGGAUUUGAUGUGAAGGCACGAGCGGAUCUCGAUCAGGCAUGCCAGGUCCGGAAUUUUGAAUUUGCUUUGACGGGUCAGAUGGGUAAGCGCACGAAGUUCCAGGAGCGCGAUACUAGUCAAUUGGUAGUUCUGGCCAAGAGUGCGGACGAAACUCCCAAGUCCGCAGAUGCUUCGGGUCCUAAGAACGUGGAUCUCGACGAUGAUACCCUGCUUGAAGCAAUCUCUUUCACCGAGAGCAAAGCUACAAAUGUCCAAGACGAACUUUCUCCCACCCUGCAGUCGAUCGACCCUAAUGACCAGCCUAUUCUUAACCCCGUGGAUUCGGCCAUCUUGCUAGCGAUGGCAUCCGCUAUUACCAAUACUGCGCCUGAGAACGGUCUGACGCGGGAGGAGACACAACCAUACGCCACUCGAGUUCUCGAGGGUGGCAGCUCAAACUGGCAAAUUUAUACACAGGCUUUGUUAGUACGUAGUCGUGUGGAGGGCUUCCGAUCGCGAACUGUCGAGAGAUCUGUGUUGCAAAUGCAGGCCCUCGUUGAUCAGGUCAUUGCGGACACAGCGACAGAUGACACCGCUGCACAGCAGCCUUCAGCUGAGCCCACUACUUUCUUACCUCGCCCCGAGAAAUCCGAGUCUGCCUCCGCCUCUGAUCGAUUGGAAUAUAUCUGGCUCAUGAACUUCUCGACUCGGUGGAACCUCGAGUCCGAGCUGGCCAAGCGCUGGGUCGAGCUGGGCGGUCUCCGUACCGCGCUUGAAAUUUACGAAAGACUUCACAUGUGGGCUGAGGCUGCUCUGUGCUACGCCGCAACUGAGAAUGAAGCCAAAGCUAAAAGCAUUGUGCGCCGCCAACUUUACGAAGCGACAGGCCCGGACGAAGAUGACGAGAAUGAGCAAUUUGAUGGCCCCGAGCGGUCACCUGCAGCUUUGCCAGCAGAUGCGCCACGCCUGUUCUGCAUCUUGGGAGAUAUCGAGAAAAACGAGAAGAUGUAUGAACGCGCCUGGGAAAUCUCAGGGAACCGAUAUGCUCGCGCCCAACGCUCUCUCGCCCGUCAUUACCUUGCUCUCACACCACCUGAUCUGCUGCAGGCCGAAGAUGCCUACCGCAAGAGUCUAACCAUCAGCCGUCUCAACCACAGCGCUUGGUUCGCUCUUGGCUGUGUCCAACUUGAGCUUGAGCACUGGAAAGACUCCACCGAUUCUUUCACUCGCUGCGUGCAACUAGAUGACACCGAUGGCGAGGCAUGGAGUAAUCUAGCAGCCUCUAUGCUACGUUCAUCCGCGCCAGAUUCCACCCCGGACGUAGAAGUCGACGAAAAUAACCCAGACGUCGACCCCCACAAGCGCAAGCGUGAAGCCCUAUCCGCCCUCCUCCGCGCCGCGCAACUUAAGCACAGCAACGCCCGCAUCUGGGAUAAUGUGCUCACAGUCGCCGCUUCGAUUCCCUCGCCCUCGACACCCUUCCGCGACGUGAUCACAGCUCAGAAGCGGAUCAUCGAACUUCUUGGCGCGAAGAAGGGCGAGAAGUGCGUUGACGGUCCUAUUCUCGCUAUGCUUGUCGACUUCCUCUGCACAGCCUUCGACUACAAUUCCCUCUUCGUCGAGUCCGACUCUGGCCGCGUUAUUCGCUCGGGUACUAUUCCCGGUCAGAUCCUCUCCCUAAUUGACGACCACGUUGUCCCUCUGAUCACGCACUCCGCUGCACUGUGGCUCGUCGUCUCGCGAGUCGAGGUAUUCCGACAACGGCCUGCUGCUGCUCUGGAGGCGCAUGAGAAAUCUUGGCGAGCGACUGUCGCGAAUAAUGCCCAGGGCGCGUUCCAAAUGGGUGAUGAGAAGCCUUGGUUAGAAAUUGUUCGCUCUACCGAGAAACUUGUGCGCGAGGGAUAUGCCAAGUUCGGCCCCAUGGAUCGUGAGAACCAGCAAGUCGAUGGAGAUAAGGAGCUUGAGCUGGUCGCUAGUGACUGGCGCUUCAAGGCCCGGAGUGCCGUCCGCGGAAUCCUCGGCAAGGGCAAGGAUUUCUGGGAAGAUUCCGUGGGAUGGACUCGUCUGAAGACACUUCAGAGUGAAGUCACUGGUAACUAG